UCUUUCAGUCAGCUGGCCUCCGGCAGUGGCUGGGCAAGUUCGUCUUGGAAACAUCUGCUCUGGAAGGUCAGGGAGGAGGAGUGGAAUAACUUUUUCAUGGGGGACCGCUUUGAGAAGGGACAGCAGGCUUUGCUCAAUGAAGGAGAAGAGAAUGAGAUGGAGAUAUUCGGCUACCGGACUCAAGGCUGCCGGAAAAUCCUCUGCCUUGCUGGAUCCAUCUUCUCACUUGGGAUCCUCCCUCUGGUGUUAUACUGGAAGCCUGCCUGGCAUGUGUGGGCAAACUGCGUCCCAUGUUCUUUGCAAGAAGCAGAUGUGGUGCUGCUGAGGACAACAGAUGAAUUCCAGAUUUACUCCUGGAAAAAGGUAAUAUGGAUCUGCCUGUCAGCAUUAAAUGGUGCCUUUGCUCUCACUCCUGACCACCCUCUCAUUGCCGAUGAGGAGUUUAUCAUAAAUAGAGCCAUAAGAAAGCCAGAGUUAAAGGUGAGAUGCAUAAAAGUGCAGAAGAUAAGAUAUGUCUGGAACAACUUGGAAGGACAGUUCCAGAAAAUUGGCUCUUUGGAAGACUGGCUCAGUUCUGCCAAGAUACAUCUAAAAUUUGGAUCAGGUCUAACAAGAGAAGAACAAGAUAUUAGGAGGUUAAUAUGCGGGCCAAAUACUAUCGAUGUGGAAAUCAUACCCAUUUGGAAGCUGCUCAUUAAGGAGGUUUUAAAUCCAUUUUACAUAUUUCAACUCUUCAGUGUUUGUCUGUGGUUCAGUGAAGACUAUAUGGAAUAUGCUUGCGCCAUCAUUCUCAUGUCCAUCGUUUCCAUAGCCUUGACAGUAUAUGAUCUGAGACAGCAAUCUAUAAAGCUCCAUCACCUGGUUGAGUCACAUAAUAAUGUUACCGUCUCUGUGUGUGGGAGAAAAGUUGGAGUCCAAGAGCUGGAAUCGCGCUUCCUGGUCCCUGGAGAUCUAUUAAUUUUGACAGGGAACAAAGUACAGAUGCCAUGUGAUGCUGUCCUGAUUGAUGGCAGCUGUGUGGUCGAUGAAGGCAUGCUGACAGGAGAAAGUAUUCCAGUCACUAAAACUCCAUUAUUCAUGACGGAUAGCUGUGUGCCCUGGAAAACACAGAGUGAAGGGGAUUACAAACGGCACAUCCUCUUCUGUGGAACGGAGGUUAUCCAGGCCACAGGAGCUUGUUCCGGCGCCGUGAGAGCGGUGGUGCUACAGACUGGAUUCAACACUGCAAAGGGGGACCUCGUGAGAUCCAUUCUCUACCCCAAGCCAAUGAACUUUAAGCUCUACAGGGAUGCCAUCAUGUUCCUCCUGUGCCUUGUGGGGACCGCCACCAUCGGGAUGAUCUAUACUCUGUGUGUCUACGUGCUCAGUGGGGAACCUGCCGGGGAGGUGGUGAAGAAAGCCCUGGAUGUGAUCACGAUUGCCGUUCCUCCUGCUCUGCCCGCUGCCCUGACCACGGGCAUUAUCUAUGCCCAGAGAAGGCUGAGAAAAAGAGACAUCUUUUGCAUCAGUCCCCAGAGGAUCAAUGUCUGUGGACAAUUAAAUCUUGUCUGCUUUGACAAGACAGGCACCUUAACAAGGGAUGGCUUAGAUCUCUGGGGAGUUGUGCCCUGCGAGAGGAAUAGUUUCCAGGAAGUCCACAGCUUCACCUCUGGCAGAUCUUUGCCCUGGGGCCCACUGUGUGCAGCCAUGGCCAGCUGCCACUCUCUCAUCCUUCUUGAUGGUACCAUACAGGGAGAUCCUCUGGAUCUCAAAAUGUUUGAAGCCACCAACUGGAAAAUGGCUAUUUCUGGGGCUGAUUCCCACAUCAAGGGAGUGCCGGCACAAGUGAUGGUUGUUAAGCCCUGCAAAACAGCCAGUCAGGUCCCAGUGGAAGGGAUUGCAAUCCUGCAUCAGUUUCCAUUCUCAUCAGCACUGCAGAGGAUGACAGUCAUUGUUCAAGUGAUGGGGGGUGACCGACUGGCAUUCAUGAAGGGCGCACCAGAGAAGGUGGCCAGUUUUUGCCAGCCUGAGACAGUACCAACUAGUUUUGUUAGUGAACUGCAGAUAUAUACGACACAGGGUUUCCGAGUCAUAGCACUGGCCUACAAAAAGCUGGAAAUAGACCAUUACACUGCUUCCUUAACAAGGGACAAGAUAGAAUCAGACCUGAUAUUUCUGGGAUUGUUGAUCUUGGAGAAUCGAUUGAAGGAAGAGACAAAACCUGUCCUGGAAGAGCUCAUCUCAGCCCGGAUAAGGACUGUGAUGAUCACAGGAGACAAUCUUCAGACUGCAAUAACAGUGGCCAAAAAUUCUGGAAUGGUUUCUGAAAACCAGAAAAUCAUUCUCAUUGAAGCAAAUGAAGGCGCUGGCCCAUCGCCAGCAUCCAUAUCUUGGAAAUUAAUAGAAGAAAAGAAACACCUUGUGUAUGGGAACCAGGACAAUUACAUCAGGGAAGACAUUUCUGAUAAUGGCAGAGAAGGAAGUUACCACUUUGCCCUAAGUGGAAGAUCCUUUCAGGUCAUAAGUCAACAUUUCAGUAGCCUACUGCCAAAGAUACUGAUAAAUGGGACCAUCUUUGCAAGAAUGUCCCCUGGGCAGAAAUCUAGUCUGGUGGAAGAAUUUCAAAAACUGGAUUACUUUGUAGGUAUGUGUGGUGAUGGAGCCAAUGACUGUGGGGCUUUGAAAAUGGCUCAUGUGGGCAUCUCUUUAUCAGAACAGGAGGCAUCUGUGGCCUCACCUUUUACUUCUAAAACGCCAAACAUUGAGUGUGUACCUCAUCUUAUCAAGGAAGGACGUGCAGCUCUUGUUACCUCAUUUUGCAUGUUUAAGUACAUGGCUCUGUACAGCAUGAUUCAGUAUAUUGGUGUGCUGCUGCUCUACUGGGAGACAAACAGCCUUUCAAAUUACCAGUUUCUGUUCCAGGAUCUGGCCAUCACAACUCUAAUUGGUGUGACAAUGAAUUUGAAUGGUGCCUACCCCAAGCUGGUGCCUUUCAGGCCUGCGGGACGGCUGAUCUCCCCACCUCUGCUGCUCUCUGUGAUUCUCAACAUUCUUCUCAGUUUGGCCAUGCAAAUUGUGGGCUUCAUUCUGGUUCAGAGGCAGCCUUGGUAUUCCACGGACAUGCACAGUGCCUGCACAGAGAAAAAUGAAACCAUCUCAGAGUUAACCAUUUCUCCAGCUGCUUCAGGAAAAAAUGGAAGUGACAGUGACUUCACAAGUUUUGAGAGCACCACUGUAUGGUUCUUGGGCACAAUCAACUGUAUCAUUGUGGCCCUUAUCUUCUCUAAAGGAAAACCUUUCAGGCAGCCCACCUACACAAACUAUAUCUUUGUCCUUGUGCUGGUCAUACAGCUGGGGGUGUGUCUGUUCAUUCUUUUUGCUGAUAUUCCAGAAUUAUAUAGGCAAUUGGAUCUGCUCUGCACUCCUGUCCUGUGGAGGGUCUACAUCGUCAUUAUGCUCAGCUCCAAUUUCAUUGUGUCCUUUGUGUUGGAGGAGGCCAUUAUUGAAAACCGAAGUCUGUGGAUAAUAAUCAAAAAGUGUUUUGGGUAUCAGUCAAAAAGCCAGUAUCGGGUAUGGCAGAGGACCUUGGCAAGUGACCCCAGCUGGCCCCCGAUAAAUCAGACCUCCUACUCCGAUGUCCUGUGGUAUGGCAGAGAGGUGUCCUACAGCAACCCAGUGUUCGAGAGCAAUGAGGAGCAACUUUGA
Molecule: messenger RNA, 3684 nt
Organism: Condylura cristata (star-nosed mole)
Lineage: Eukaryota; Metazoa; Chordata; Mammalia; Eulipotyphla; Talpidae
Gene: ATP13A4
Product: ATPase type 13A4
Exons: 30
Coding region: 97-3684 (1195 amino acids)
Biological process (GO): intracellular calcium ion homeostasis; polyamine transmembrane transport
Cellular component (GO): late endosome membrane
Molecular function (GO): P-type ion transporter activity; ATP binding; ATPase-coupled monoatomic cation transmembrane transporter activity
Source: RefSeq, a predicted model, not a curated record